Pungitius pungitius (ninespine stickleback) is the source of this 2170-nucleotide messenger RNA. RefSeq lists its product as uncharacterized. The coding region runs from base 255 to 1010 and encodes 251 amino acids. The transcript is spliced from 3 exons. NCBI's taxonomy places the organism in Eukaryota, Metazoa, Chordata, Actinopteri, Perciformes, Gasterosteidae. The record is from RefSeq and is a predicted model, not a curated record.
GGAGGAGGAGGAGGAGGAGGGGGGGGGAGAACUCUUCUCCACAACAACCCAAACCAAAAGGAAGGAAAUGAAAUCGAGCUGAAGAUGUUUAUCGGAGCCGCUACUUCUUCACCUGUGCUUCUCGUUUCUUCUCAGUCCGGCACCGGAAGAGACGCUUCUCAAUGACAGCUGAAGUUCUCGGUGCGUUUGUGAUACCUGCGGCACAGUGCCACACCUUCGCCUAGCGCAACAGCUCCACGACACAGCCGGGCCAAAUGGGGGGCCAAUGCUGCAGGGUGAUGAAAAGCUACGUCUACGAACCCUCCGAGGCGGUGGACGAGGGGAAGUCGGACUCGGCGGAGAGCUCUCUCUACCAGCCGCACCACUUGCCCGGCGGCGCCGGCCUGGGCAGCGGCGGCGGCCUGGGCAAGCAGAAGGAGGGCUUCAGCAACCUGGGCUACAGCCGGUCCAACAACAGCACGCUGAAGCUGGAGGUGGACAACAACCACGUCAACCAGCGGCUGCACGCCGCGCGCCCGCCCGCCAGCGAGCCGGACAGGCAGGGGAGCGCGCCGCCCGCCGACGCCGCCGGCGUGUACAUCAUCCAGCCCGCCGGCCCGGGGCCGAGGUGGGCGACGCGGGACAACGGGCCGAGCCCGGUGCCGGUCUACCCCGAAACGCGGGAGCGCGACCGCAGGGGGGGGCGCCCCACCGCCGACGGGAGCCUGUCGGCGGACGAGGCGGACGAGGGCGUUGGGGGGACGCCGGAGUACCUGUGCGACACGGGCGACGAGGGCAGCGUCCUGUCGGUGGAGGUCCACACCAGCACCACCAGCCUGUCUUCGGCCGACACCAGGGACGAGCUCAGGCCCCCCAAGGCCCCGGACGCCUCCACCGUGGAGAGCGGGAUCUCGGUGAUGAAGAGCGAGGACGAGCAGGAGGACGAGGAGCUGCGCAGCGUCACGGACUCGAUGGUGGCCGAGGCCCUCGCCGCCUUGGAGGCCGCCACCGCCGGGGAGGACAGCGAGUGACGUUCUGAUUUACAAGAAGAACGUGGAAACAAUGAAGGAAAACUGCUGAAAAGGAGUCGAGAUGUCAAACCUUGGAUAUUUUUAUUAUGUUUUCGCCCACUUGAGUGUGUUUUCACACUCCGCGGCUCUGAUAGGCCACCCUUCUGCUCACUAGUGUCCGUACUGCCCUCGUAUAAGCAUUGAAAAAAAAAAAAGUCACAUUUGCUCCAUCUCGGAGCAUCACCAUGCCAACGGAGCGCCGUAGCUCGCCGCCUCACUUCGAGAGUCUCGCCCUCGUUUCCGCUGAGCCGGCGAGAGAGUGAAAAGGUUACGUGUUUUUUUUGUUUUUUUUUCCAUUUUUCACACCCGUGUUCGUGUCUCUAUGCCGCGUGUCUCCCGCUGUUAUUUAUGAAAAUCUCCACACCGCACCGCCUUCGUUUUUUUUUGUUGGGAGAAAAGGAACCGGAUGUUAUUUAUAAAAAUAAAUAGUUAAAGUAGUUCUUCAGCAGGUUACUAAAGGAAGAAGCGCCCCCCACCCCUCCCCCCUCUCUCCACGUUUCACUCAUUGAUUUAAUGAAAUCUCUUAUUUUUUUCAUAGUUUUUCAUCCACGGCUGAACCUUGAGCUUCACUUUAAAAUCUAUUUCACAGGUCAGGUCUUGUGCCCAUGACAUUAGUUCAACCAGCAGCUUGCUUCUGUGCCUUUUAACAAACUAAUUGAGGCCAGCCGGCCACAACAAGUGUGUAAAUGCUAAAUUAACUGCCCUAUGAAGUUCUGGAUGAGUUUCACGCCCCUUUUUUUCCAGGCCAAAUCCUCUCUAAAUAUUAUAUUUGUAUUGUAAAAUAAAGGAAUGUACUUUUAAGAACUGCGCACUGUGAAGGUUCUUCUGUGUGUGCCGGCGUGUGAUGAUUCAUCCUUGUGUGGAUUUAAGAAGGGACUUUGGGACUUAAUAGAAUAAAUAAAUGAGCUAACGUUAACGUUAGCCGCUAGCCGGUGAGCUAACGUUAGCCGAGUCAUUAAAUCUAUUUGUUGCAGUGGUUCUAUUGUUCGAGUGUCCUUUAAAACUGAUUUUUGUUCAGCUGCUUCCUCAUUUCUUUCACAAAACCCUUUUUACGUAAACCCUUUUUAGCCGUGUGUCAUUUAAAUUCACACGAGGACCUCGUUUCUUCUUUUUUUUAACAU